Molecule: messenger RNA, 1341 nt
Organism: Paramecium sonneborni
Lineage: Eukaryota; Ciliophora; Oligohymenophorea; Peniculida; Parameciidae
Source: the annotation of a GenBank genome assembly
AUGUAAACCAUAACAGAAAAUAGGUAUAACCAAAUAAUAAGAAUGGGAAAGCUUUAAAAGUUUAAAUAUGAAAAUGAAGGUAUAGUUUAUGAAAUUGAUACUAGUUAAAAACUUGCCGAUAUUAUUUUCUAAGAGGUAAUCAUCGAUUAUAUUUUAAUAUAGUAAAAUCAAAUAAAAUAUUAUACUCUUGGCUAAUUAAUAAUAAUUUUAUACAAUAUUAUGGAUUAAUUACUCAAAGUCUAUCAGAUCUCAUAAAUUUCAAGACUUAAUAUGAAUUCGAUUUAUGUAGAUAAUGAGAAUUUAAAAAUUACUUUUACUAAUAUUCAUGUUAGCAAUGAUUUAGUUUCUUAUGAAUAAAAUUUGAACUAAGUAAAAAAAAUUGCUUAUGAAAUCUUUGAUUUUCAUUAAAAUUCUUUAAUAGGAUUAUUUAAUGAAGACAAUUAAGCUUAUUUAAGCAAAAAAAUUCAGUAUAUAACUGAGUAUUCAAAUAAUGUACUCAAUAUUCUGUAAUCAGCUAAAAAUCAUUAGGAGCUAAAGGAAUUUGUUUAAAAAAAUAUAAAAAAUUAAUAAUUGAUACAUGAUAAUUUCUAGGAUGUUGCUGAAACUCCUAAAAAUGUUUAACCACUGAAAACUGUUGAAAAAUUUAAUACAGGUUACUAAGUUAAAUAAUCCUUCGUUUAAGAAAAACCAUUAAUUAAAAACUUAGAACAAAAGGAAAUUUCAAUCCACUAAAAAUUACCCUAAUAAACAAAUUUACAUUAAAGAUAUCAAGAGCAAUCAGAAGAUUUAAUAUCAUAAUAAUAUUAAUAAUAAUAAAUUUAAUAAUAAUAAUAAUAAUAAUAAUAAUAAUAAUAAUAAUAAUAAUAAUAAUAAUAAUAAUAAUAAUAAUAAUAAUAAUAAUAAUAAUAAUAAUAUUAAUAAUAAUAAUAAUAAUUUUAAUUAGAAUAAUAAUAAUAUCAAGAUUUUAAAGAAUAAGAAGAAAAUUCGACUUACUUUUAAGUCUAAAACUCAGUUAUUAAUCCCUAACUUUAUUCACAUAUUGAUGAAGCUUUGAAAACGGCAUACUUAGAUGAAAAUCUAUAUGAAUAUAUGCUCAGUUUUUUUGUCAAAAACUAUAAGAAUGCUUAAAAUGAAUUAAUCAACCAAAAGAUAACAAAAUUAUACAAUAUUUAUCAUUACCCAAUAGUUUAAAACCUAAAUUCUGACAACGAUGUUGUUUAACUAUGGAGAAAUAAAAUUUCUGAUUCUUUCAUUAACUAAAGAAAUCUGAGCUUGGAUGAAGAAGAUGAGUUGCUUAUGUAAAAGUUGAAUUAAAUGUUUAAUGAUUUAAGUUCAUAUUGA